AUGACCCCUCUCCUUCAUCACCUCUCACCAAUCCAUUCACCAACCAGCCAACCCUACUUUUCCUCUCUCCCCCUGUUCCCAGUCCUCGCCGUCAUCCCAUUCCUCACCACCAGAUCGUCGUCGGUCCAUCCCGCGUCCUCCUUCGCGCGCGUCAGUCUUUGCCGCCGUGCUCGUCCCGCCUUGGCCUUCGCUCGUCUCUGUCUGCCUCCGCCGUCGAGCUCCAUGCCACCAGCCAAACCUCCGCUCAUUUGCCCUCACACCCGCCUUGCCGCAGCUCGCCGUUGUCGAGCAGAGACAGAGAGACAGGCGACAGCAAUACAGCAGAAGAAGAAGGCCAGCGGUCGCCCUUCACACUCACCUCGCCGUUGCCGCAGCUCGCCCUUCACACUCACCUCGCCGGUCGUCCUUCAAAAUUGGGAUUUGCAGGAGAAGGCCAGCGGUGAAAGGGAGAUAGAUCUGAAGACUGAAAGGGAGGUGUUCGACGUUUUGCCCGUUACUGAGAACAACACUGCCGUUGUAGAGAAAUCAUUUGUAUCCUGCAAGGAGGUUAGUGAUCAAGAGUCGUGUAAGUUGUUUCCGUUUGUUGCUAUGGCUGUGAAGACUUUGAAUUUGGGGGCGGUGAGGGAAGGCAAGUUUGUUCAGGCAGUGAGGUUCCAUGGUUAUGCCCAUUCAAUUCGUGCGUUUAAAAUGGUUAUAGAGUUGAGGAAUUCUUGUCCUUGGCCUAACGUUCAUACCUACACCAUUCUUCUGAACUUCUACCGUAUCAGUGAUUUGGAGGUAGACCUUGUUCAUGCUCUGAUGGAGGUACUGGACGAAAUGCAGAAAUUUGGGCUUACACCCACAGCUGUAACUCACAGUACGGUUGUACAUGCUCCUUGUAAAGUUGGUUACGUUGAGUGUGCUUUGGAAUACGUACGGGAUUUAAGGAAUAGUAACUGUUCCUACAGUAGUUAUUGUUAUAAUGCUAUUAUCCGUGGAUUUUGCCAACAAGGUGAAGUGGAUGAAGCACUGAAGCUCUUGGAAGAAAUGAGGUCAACCAGGAUAUCAUCAGACAUAUAUAGCUACAGCAUCUUGAUUCAUGGGUUCUGCCAGAAGGGUGAUUUCGAAAAGUGUGACGAUUUGUGGAAAGAAAUGGCAUAUUGGAAUAUCCAUCCGAACAUCGUUAUGCAUAGUUCGCGCGUUUCAGGGGUUGCUGUGGAUAUGUAUUUCUUCCGGAACUCUAUCCUACUAUGUGAAGGCAUUGGUAGAUCCGCAUCUCUCUCCUAAAUUGCAUUGAUGUAUCUAGUUCAUGACUCAUAGCACAGUCGUGGCUGGUAAAAACAGGGGUUGCUACGGGGUGACACUUGACAGUUUCUAUCUGAUGUCAUUUGAAUGUUUGAAAAGCUCACAGUUGACAGUCUGUGGGCCACCAUCACCGUCGUACGGUUCCUCAUCAAUCUAUCCAGUGCUUGUUGCACAAUGUGCUCUGACUCUGCAUCCAAAGCGCUGGUGGCUUCAUCUAGCAGAAGAAUUUCUGGGUUCUUCAGCACUGCCCGAGCAAUUGCUACCCUUUGCUUCUGGCCGCCAGAUAGUUGCACCCCUCGUUCACCUACUUUGGUGGAGUAGCCCUGAGGAAGGGCGCUGAUGAAGCUAUGUGCAUUGGCGAGUUUAGCUGCUUCGAUUACUUCUCCUUCGGUGGCCCCUUCUCUGCCAUACAGUAUGUUUUCAUAGAUAGAUGUUGCAAAGAGAGCUGGCUCUUGCUGGACUAGGCCGAUGUGCCUACGGAGCGAUCUCAAUUGCAGUUUCUUGAUGUCUUUCCCUGUUGAAACGUUUUCAAGAUGAUGUCAAUCCGAGAUUGAAGUCCUUGAAAAUGGCGACUUCUGGCCUUGCUGGAUAGCUGAAACAGACGUUCUUCAACUCAACCUUACCCUCUACAUUCUUCAACUCUUCCCCGGCAUCUCCACUCAUCUGUGAUUUCCGAUCCAAAACCUCGAAGACCGAUGCAGCCAUCUGGUUCCCUUUCAGAAGAUCUGGAGCUAAUGCAAGAGUUUCGCCCAUGGCUAGUGCUGUUACAAUCAGAACCAUGAAUGACUUCAUGACGGACUUAAAGCUAGCGAGCUCCUUCUCCAUAAGAGUAGAACCAUACCUACAAAAGUCAAG
Linum tenue is the source of this 2139-nucleotide messenger RNA. Lineage: Eukaryota; Viridiplantae; Streptophyta; Magnoliopsida; Malpighiales; Linaceae. The record is from the annotation of a GenBank genome assembly.